CCUGUUCGGCUUGACCCAUCCAAAAAAAAUACAAACAAAUACAAAAUCGGCAGAGGGUUGUGAGACUUCUCUGCUACCGCUCUAUUCACAACCGACUUUCAUAUUUUUAUCGUCGCGAAUCGUCGCAUGUUCCUGUCCCAGUAACCGCGGCGAUGCUCAUCGAUGGCGAGAAGUGGGCUUGUGAAGCUUGCGUCCGGGGUCACCGCGUCAGCAGCUGUCACCACAGUGACCGCCCCUUGACCCACAUCAAUAAAAAAGGCCGCCCAGUCUCCCAAUGCGCCCACUGUCGCGGCCUGCGCAAGUCACGGACAACCCACACGAAGUGCGAGUGUGGUGACAAGAAAAAGACCAGCCACAAGAAUGAAUUAGAUCCCCACGCUGCGGAAAAGAGGGAUCUCAAGCAGGACUCGCAUUCGAGAUGUGGCUGCACUCAUGGACAGCGCUGUACCUGUGCGCUGAAGAAGGAACCCCAUUUGGAUACCGUUCCGGAGACCGGCCUUCCUCCACCCCCGCCUGCGGCGCUUUUGGAUCAGCCCAAGAAGCCGCAGCUGACCUCGACAAAAUCGGAAAGUACUUUGACGAUUUUCCGAGAUGGUCACCACAAGCCGGCCCACAAGCACAACGAUAUGGCUCACAAAUGUGGUUUGCCCUACACGAUACCCCGUUCUCAUACCAUUCAUUCGACCUCCGAUGUGGCCCGCCGAUCCGUUGACCACCUGCCUUUGGCCCAGUCGACUAUGAUGGGUGAAGGUCUUGCCAGCCAGCAGCCUGCAGAACAGUCGCCCACCCGCGGGCUACAUCGGCGUGUCAAAUCCGAACAUGGAUCUCCAGAGAGUGCCCCCGUCAUGCCGCCGGACAAUAUUUCGACGACCGUUACUCCACUCGACCUCUCGUCCUUUUUCCCUCAGGUCCAGCCGCUGGACAAGCCCAGCGACGUGGGCGUCCCCGAACCCGCCUCGAUGCCUAUGGCGAAGACGCCCCUGGACGACAUUGUGACCGCUGGGCUACCUCUGGAUGUGUCCUCGUUCUCUUCUUUUCCAACCACGGCGACAUCCCCCGUCAAUUGCCUUGCGUUCCAAGAUCCUUACAAGGAACCCUUCUUUACGUCACCGGAGGGCGACAUGUCUCUUGGUUCCGCGCCGUUCAGCGCUCCGCCAGUCGACUGGUCGAGCUUUCCUCUGUACGCCUCGGAUGUCCCGACCGCGACCAGCACUCAAGCACCCUCCUACGCAAGCUUUGAUUACAACUCGAUGGCUCCUGGAUUCCCGGCCCCGAGUUCUUCGGGAGAUAUAUCGGAAGCGGAUGAGUUCGCCCCGAUUCCCGGCUUGGGGCGUACGGGGAGCGAUCUGCACGACCUCAACAGUGUCAGCGAAGGCUCCGACAUCGAUCAUUUCCGCCUGAGCUCCGCCUCGUCUUUCAUUGGUCUGCCUCAGGCGCAGCUCCUGUCGUCUAACAACCUGGACUCGAUCGAUAUUGACGACUUUCUCAAGUCCGCCAAUGAGUCGACAGCUGCUCUGGAACAUCAACUGCAGGCCAACAUGGGCAUGGAAGCCAAGCCUCUUCCGUCCCAGGACGCCUUUGCUCUCCCAAAUACCGAAGCCUUCAAGCCCGCGACCACGCCGACCGCAAGCAUGCCGAUGGCGACGUCCCCGACGGAGCCCGUUUGGCCCGUGACGCUUUACGACCCAAACGCGCAGUCCAUGGACGACAACGGCAACAACUUUUUCGUGCCCCCAUGGGUGCAAUAAGGCCCUGAUGGG
Molecule: messenger RNA, 1760 nt
Organism: Aspergillus heteromorphus CBS 117.55
Lineage: Eukaryota; Fungi; Ascomycota; Eurotiomycetes; Eurotiales; Aspergillaceae
Product: copper fist DNA-binding domain-containing protein
Exons: 3
Coding region: 153-1748 (531 amino acids)
Biological process (GO): intracellular iron ion homeostasis; intracellular copper ion homeostasis; positive regulation of transcription by RNA polymerase II
Cellular component (GO): nucleus
Molecular function (GO): RNA polymerase II cis-regulatory region sequence-specific DNA binding; DNA-binding transcription factor activity, RNA polymerase II-specific; copper ion binding
Source: RefSeq, a predicted model, not a curated record